Molecule: messenger RNA, 3356 nt
Organism: Anneissia japonica
Lineage: Eukaryota; Metazoa; Echinodermata; Crinoidea; Comatulida; Comatulidae
Cellular component (GO): cell surface
Molecular function (GO): heparin binding
Source: RefSeq, a predicted model, not a curated record
GUGCUAUAGUGAUUGCGGAUAAUGCUACAUUCCAUGGAAAUAUAUCAACUAGAAAUGUUACAUUACAUGGUCUAGUAAACAACGUAAACAUCACAAAACUAAAUGAAGAUGCAGUUUCCCAUGAUUCUAAUCUCACAGUUUACGGAAACAAAGUUUUUACUAGAAACACCUCUGUCGAUGGUUGUGUGUUUGUCGAAGGUACAGUUAAUGGCGUGGACAUAGAUCAUUUGUACCAUGAGGCUGUCACUUUGUCAGAUGAUGAAGUUAUCAGAGCCGACCUGGAGUUUAUAUCUGACGUGAAUUUUACCCACAACGUUUCAGUGAUUGACACUGUCAAUGGACUACAUCUGUAUGAAUUUCUUGGAAAUCUUGUGUUUACAGACACAAAUGAAACCAUUAUUGGCACAAAAAUAUUUUUUAGUGAUGUUGUGAUUGACAGUAAUCUUAAUGUCACUGGACUACUUAAUGAAGUUGAUUUACGGGAACUAGAUAGAAGCCAUUUAUCAAGACACGAAGACCAGGCAAUUCCCGGAGAGCAGGAAUUCCUCCAGAAUGUUUCUGCAGAUGUAUUAACUAUUGGAGACGAUGUUCUUAUUGACGGUGUCAACAUCUCAAAAGUUAUCUUGAUUGAUAACGACAAUGAUAUCGACGAGACUUUAGUGUUCUCAAACAUUGUAAUUGAUGGUGACCUGAAUGUUGGUGGUUACAUAGGUGGAUUCAAUAUCACUGAGUAUGAUGGAAAAGCUGUUCGUGUGACUGAUUCGACUGUUUUUAUUAGUGGUCUAAAAGAGUUAUAUAACAUUACAGUAUCUGGUGAUUUGGACCUCAUCGGUACUGUCAAUGGAACAUUUCUACCAGAUAUGUUUGAUAAUACAUUUGGUAAAGAAAAUCUAACUUUGGUAUCGCCAGUGGUGUUUGAAGAUUUCCUUAUCAUUGAAGAAAAUGCAUGGUUUAAUGGGCUUGUCAACGGAGAAAACAUUUCUUUCUUAUUACAAGAUGCGGUUCUUUAUUCAGAAGCAGUCGUGAUAAGCGGAAACAAGAUUAUUACUGGGGAUGUUGGAAUUGACAAUCUUGUCAUCAGUGGAGAUUUUAAUGGGAAUCUAAUUUAUGAUAACUUGACGCUAAAGGAAAUUUUAAACCAUCUUGUUCUCCGGUCGGAAAAUGCAUCUAUCCAUGGAAGUGUUGUAUUUGAACAAGAUAUUACAGUAAAUGGCGAUAUUAGUGUUUUAGGUUUUAUUAAUGAGUUUAUCAUACCAGACGAUUUUGUUCUGCAAAAUGCGACGCAGACUCUGGCAGGUGAAAACAACUUCAUGGGUGGAAUUACAUUUGCCGCAAAUGUAAGUGUUACAAAUUUAGUGGACACGGCAGAUCUGGACUAUAUUGCGGCAAAUAUGGUUACAUUAUCAACCGAACAGUUGAUAACAGGAACGUGGACUUUAGCGACUGAUGUCAGCGUAAGGGGUAGCACGUCUGUUACUGGUCUUAUCAAUGGAUUCAACAUACAUACUGACAUAGUGACAACUUUUGGAGAACAAACCAUUUAUGGUAGCAAGACAUUUACAGGCGAUCUGGAUGUCCUGAACGACAUGUUUACUACAAGUGGCAAUAUUAACAAACUUCCUCCAAAAUGGUUCCAUGAACACGUAGUAGUGGAACAUGUAGCUAGUCAAAUUUAUGGCCAUAAGGUAUUUACAGAUGAGGUGUAUUUUGCUAAAAAUGUUACAGUACUGGGAUACGUUCUGGGUGUUGAUUUGUCAGAGAUGAUGAAUAAUUUCGAAUUACAUAUGGAGAAGGUCGAACACGAGCUCAGAUUGAUCAACGAGUCACUAAGUCGUCAAUGUCGACCAAUAUAUUUGCUUGAGGAGGCAUAUAAAGAAUGUCAAGCUGUACAGUUAAGUCACUUUGAAGACUAUCAAACCAUUAAUAGAACCAACGUUGCAAGAAUUGCUGUAUUACCUUAUGAAGACACCUUGUUAUUAAGUCUCGUCGACAACCAAUUGUCUCAUCACUGCUUGGAGUCUUCAGUCUACAUGUACAACGCUGAUGAAAACGAUUAUUUUAAGGUUAAUGACUUGAUUGCAUCUACAAGUGCGAAAAUGUACUCAUUCAGUUAUCCAAAUCAAACAUUCGUGGUUUUACCUGGAAGUGUUCAAUCCGCUUAUUGUCCCGAAGGAAUAGACUAUAACGGAAUUACACGUGUGUACCGGAUAGAUGAAUAUCGUUUCAUAGCCAAUAUAUCAUCAGAAACACCAGUUGAUACAGAUAUGAUUGACAUAGAUGGUGAUAUAUAUUUGUCAAUUGCAAAUUCAGAAGACACUCUUACAGGUUCAAGUAUUGUAUCGUCAGCCCUAUAUCGAUAUGCUACGUUCGACGAGGAAUUUGUUAUCCAUCAGACUUUUGAAACAAAAGGUGCUUCAACUACGCUUUUUAUAAAGCACGGCGAUAACGAUCCAUGGCUAGUUUAUGCAAAUAAAUAUGAUAGUGAGUUGGAUUCUGGUUCUACAACUACUGAUAUAUACCAAUGGAAUUCUACUGAAUCUAAGUUUCAGAUUCAGCAUCAAAUAGCUGGUGAAUGUAUAGUAUCCGUAGUUAGCAUAGUUGUAGAUGAUGAACCGUGUGUAGUAGCCGCCUCGGAGAGGAGCAGUGAUGAUUUUAGUAACUACUAUAUGCCGGUAACAACGGUCUGUCACGAAAAUGGACUGUGGACUGUAAAGAAUACGUUAGAAGGAGAAGGUGUUAUAGGACUGGAUGAGUUCAGCAUAGAUGGAACUCCAUAUCUUGUCGUCGUCAGCCGGUUCCAUAAAAUAUUAGUGUAUAGCUGGUGUGGGAUUAGUGGCUUUGAGUUGCAACUCACUAUUCCAUACAGUAACGUCAACAGCGUCUACAUGUUCGAAUACCAGAGUAAUCUGCUCAUGGGUGUAACCCGUACAAUAGUGAAUGAAAUUGCGGAUCAACUAGAUGAACCUCAAAUUCUUAAAGGCAUUAUUAAUGGUUUAAAAGAAGACACUGUGAUUGAAGCGUGAUGGCAUCGUCAAAAAACAAUGAAUAAACAAGUCGAGGCAUUUCGAUUUUUGUAAUUGCACAUUUAUUAACUAAUGCAUAAAUAUUAUCUACAAUUGUUCUAUCGGAAAUUUGUAUUUUCAAUUCCAGCGAAUCCUAAUAACGUGUGUCAUCCUACUGAUACAGACGAUACCUGUGUUAUUAGCAUACUAGAAUAUAAUGAUUGACAAUAGAAUAGACGGAUGUAUAUAUUUGAAUUAUAUGUAUAUAAUGUUUAAGGAAGACACUGUUAUUGAAGUCUUGACUGCUGCGGGAUGGCAUCGUAAAAACAAUUUGAAAUAAACUGAAGAAUUUCG